GGGCCUGAGUCACGGGCCGCCACCCUGGGUCUGCGAGCUGGAGGCGGGAUUCUGGACACCUGCGUUCUCCAGGGCUGCCAGGCGGGCAGGGCUGAGGAACCCUGGUGACAGAGAGCAAAGGGCCAGGGGUUCGGGCGAGAAGAGGGCAGUCCGGGAGUCGAGUCCCACGCCGGCGCUCCCCGCCCUCACCUCAAGACGACCAUGGCCACCAUCCCAGACUGGAAGCUCCAGCUGCUAGCCCGGCGCCGGCAGGAGGAGGCAUGCGUUCGUGGCCGGGAAAAGGCAGAGCGGGAGCGCCUGUCCCAGAUGCCAGCCUGGAAGCGGGGGCUCCUGGAGCGCCGCCGGGCCAAGUUUGGACUGUCCCCUGGUGAGCCUAGCCCUGUGCCCGGGACUGCAGAGGCUGGACCUCCAGACCCAGAUGAGUCUGCCGUCCUUCUGGAGGCCAUCGGGCCAGUGCACCAGAACCGAUUCAUCCGGCAGGAACGGCAGCAGCAGCAGCAGCAGCAGCAGCAGCAGCAACGGAGUGAAGAACUACUUGCAGAGAGAAAGCCUGGGCCUCUGGAGGCCAGGGAGCGUAGAGCCAGCCCUGGGGAGAUGCGGGAUCAGAGCCCCAAGGGAAGAGAGUCAAGAGAAGAGAGGCUAAGUCCCAGGGAGACCAGAGAGAAGAGGCUGGGGAUAGGGGGAGCCCAAGAGUCCAACCCCAGGCCUAUGGAGGUUCUGGACAGGAGGCAAAGCCCAGGAGAGGUGGGAGACAGGAGCUCCUGGCUGUCAGAGACACGGAAAUGGAGGCUGAACCCUGGAGAAACUCCAGAGCGGAGUCCAAGACUGGCAGAGCCUCGAGAACAAAGCCCCAGGAUAAAAGAGGUGGGGGAAAGUAGACUGAGCCCAGGGGAAUCUGGCAACCAGAAGUUGGGCCUGACAGAGGCCCAGCAGUGGAGGCCUGACUCUAGAGAAUCUCAGGAACAGAGUUUGGUACAAUUGGAGCCAACAGAGUGGAGGCUGAGCUCAGGAGAAGAAAGAAAAGACUACCUGGAGAAAUGUGGGAGAAAAGAAGAGAGGCCAAUUCUAGGGAUGGCCCCAGAAGAGAUUAUAGUGCUGUCAGAGACUCCAGCAAGGGAGGCUGAAGGCAACAGUGCAGGGGGAGUGGAGGCAGCAGAGCCGAGGCCCAGCCCUGUGGAGGAUGGCGACAGGAACUCGAGGCCAACAGAAGGGUGGAAAUGGACCCUGAACUCUGGGAAGGCUCGAGAAUGGACACCCAGGGACAUAGAGACUCAAACUCAGAAACCAGAACCUCCAGAGUUGGCUGAGAAGCGUCUGGGGCCUUCUGGUGUAGAGGCUGGAGAAGGGGAGGCUGAGAAGGAGGAGGGGGACGCUCAGGGCAGGCCUCUGAGAACCCUGCUGAACCGCUACUCUGUGCCCUCCCCGCUCUCACCAGAGGAUGCUGGGACUGGAGGCCCAAGACAGCAGGAAGAGGAAGCAGUGGAACUGCGGCCCCCACCACCAGCCCCUCUCUCUCCCCCACCCCCAGCCGUCCCCCAGGCCCCUGUGGAUCCCCUCAUGAGCCGACUGUUCUAUGGGGUGAAGGCAGGGCCAGGGGUGGGGGCCCCCCGCCGCAGUGGACAUACUUUCACAGUCAACCCCCGGCGGUCUGUGCCCCCUGCAACCCCAGCCACUCCAGCCACCCCAGCCACAGCUAAUCCUGCAGUCCCUGGGGCUGGGAAGAAGCGGUACCCCACUGCUGAGGAGAUCUUGGUUCUGGGGGGCUACCUCCGUCUCAGCCGCAGCUGCCUUGUCAAGGGGUCCCCCGAAAGACAUCACAAACAGCUCAAGAUCUCCUUCAGCGAGACAGCCCUGGAGACCACGUACCAAUACCCCUCUGAGAGUUCGGUACUGGAGGAGCUGGGCCCGGAGCCUGAGGUCCCCAGUGCCUCCAAUGCCCCAGCGGCCCAACCCGACGACGAGGAGGAUGAGGAGGAGCUGCUGCUGCUGCAGCCGGAGCUCCAGGGCGGGCUGCGCACCAAGGCCCUGCUAGUGGAUGAGUCCUGCCGGCGGUGACCUUCCAACCUUGGGACAUACCUCCCUCCUUCCUAGAACUGAAGAUCCUGGAGCCCAGAAGAUUCAGGGCAGAUAGAUCCUUAAAAUCAGCCUGGCAACCAACAUCUUCCAACUUGCUUUCCCAUCCUGUUUCUGGGGGCAGAGCCAGUUGCCCAAUUUCCACCCUAACCCAAGGUCCCUGGUGUGGGUGGGGUUGCAUCCUAAUUGAUACAAGAGUGAGUACCAAGUCCUGGGGAGGAGCACAGAACUCACUGGAGGUGGAGAUGGAAUACCUCCCAUCUCCAUGGCAAGGUACACUCUCCCCACAGCCUUCCUUGACUCCCCACCAUCCCGUGGGGACUCUCAGGAUUGAAGUACUCGUCUCUGUGGAAGGCUGAGACCCCAUUCCAUUUACAAGUGCUUCCUCCUGUUCUCUAGGUCAUUGCCCCUUUGUUUACAGCUCCUGCCUCCUCUCUUGGCCACAGCCUGGUUUACAAAUCCCUGCCCCAGCCCCACCUGCCAGAGUCCUAGGUUUACAAGCCACACUUACUCGCUGUGUCUGCAUGGAAUCCUCUCCCCUGUCCCCUCCAGACCUGGGGAUGUGGCUUCCUCCAUUUUUGCUCAGUAUUACUUUGCUUCAGUUUCCCCAAGAGGGAAGGCUGAGGAUCUUAACUCUGUGCCCCAGGAUAGUUAUUUAAUUCUGCUCCUCCUAGUGGUUCACAAUUAAAUUGGGGUGGUAUGAGGUGAUUAAGAAGGCACCUCAGUUUCCUCCCUCGUUGCACCUUCUUCAUCAAUUGCCUGUUUUGUUUUGUUUGUUUUUUAACUCUCCACAAUAAAAUGGAGCUCUCUCCAA
This is a messenger RNA of Lemur catta (Ring-tailed lemur), 2887 nucleotides long. RefSeq names its product protein phosphatase 1 regulatory subunit 18 (gene PPP1R18). The record is from RefSeq and is a predicted model, not a curated record. NCBI's taxonomy places the organism in Eukaryota, Metazoa, Chordata, Mammalia, Primates, Lemuridae. The transcript has 4 exons. The coding region runs from base 202 to 2055 and encodes 617 amino acids. Gene Ontology annotation, molecular function: phosphatase binding.